Molecule: messenger RNA, 753 nt
Organism: Colletotrichum destructivum
Lineage: Eukaryota; Fungi; Ascomycota; Sordariomycetes; Glomerellales; Glomerellaceae
Exons: 3
Coding region: 21-599 (192 amino acids)
Source: RefSeq, a predicted model, not a curated record
CCUAAAUACUGCAGCUAGGCAUGCGUUUAAUCAGCAUAAAGCACCUGGUAAUUCUUAUUGGCCUCGCCAAUCUCACACUAGGUGCCAAAAUACUCAUUGGCUACCGAAGAGUGCAUAAGAAUGAAGCCGAAAUAAUCAACGAUCUUGGGAACAUCUUUCGUGACCCUACGUUUGACGAUCGUGCCAACCGCGAUGAUAAAGCCCAGAUUGGCAAUGGUGUUUACCUCUCUAUGAAACGAGACGGCUACGAUGCUCUGCCGAGCCACUGGUGGUGUUACGUCGAGGCGGAGAUGGGUCCACUCGCUAGGACGCCAAAAGUCUGGAUCAGUAAGUUCAUGUGGGAUAAACGUGAGACCAACAUCGAAGCCUACGUACAGGCUCGUCUGGAGGAUGGGGAAUCCGCCGAUUCAGCCAUACGAAUGUCCGAAACCAAAAACUUCCCCAAAGGCACUAUUCAGAUGCUAAUACCGACCUGGAUGGUUCGUCGUAACAUUCUGAAAACUUCUGCACAUUGUUAUGCAAAUGCACAAAACUUGCCUUAUCGAGGCGCUGUUUCGUUCGACGAUUGGGGUAAUUACCGUAAUAGAAAACCUACCUAGGAUGUAUCUAAUCUAUCAAAAUCAAAGGCACAUAUACUAGCUUUUAGUCCAGAUAAGUCAUACAAAGGGGACAUCUUGGUGCAUGGAAACGACGCUCUAUAGUGUGCGAUUGAUGGACCUGUUCAUGGAGCCUGGCAGGCAGAACGUAAUUAGU